AUGGAGGCCGUGGCCUUGUACAACUUCCAGGCUGAUGAGAAAGACGAAUUGCCAUUUAAGAAGGGGGACACCCUGAAGGUAUUGUUGCUGUACUGUAAUGAUGAUGAUGAUGAUCACCAAGUUUGCCAUCUGGAGAGGGAUCUGUGAGAGCUGGGAAGACUCGCUUCUUUGUAUGUCGAAAUUAAAAAAUUAAAAAAUAGUCCAGUAGCACCUUAGAGACCAGCUAAGUUUGUUCUAGGUAUAUAUCUAGAACAAGUGUUCUAGGUGUGCAUGCACACAAAGGCUUAUACCUAGAACAAGUGUUCUAGGUGUGCGUGCACACGAAGGCUUAUACCUAGAACAAACUCAGUUGGUUUCUAAGGUCCUACUGGACUAUUUUUUAAAAAAUUAUUUUGACUGCGUCAGACCAACACGUCUACCUACCUGAAUCUAGAUUAUUUGUAUGUGUAUUGAAAAUUAAGAUAUACCGUAUUUUUCCAUGUAUAAGACUAGGUUUUCACCCCUAAAAAAUAAUGUCAAAAAUUAGGGGGCGUCUUAUACACAGAUGCACCCCCCUCCCCAUUUUCUUAAAACUGAGUCGCCCAAAAUAGGGGGUGUCUUAUACAUGGGGGCGUCUUAUAGAAGGGAAAAUACGGUAAUUAAUGAUAGCUACAUUCAUAUAAUUUUAUGUUUUAUUAUAAUUAUUACUAUUAUUAUUGUUGUUGGUGUGUUUUUUUAAUAUGUCCUGUCUCUCUGUUCCUUUCUUCUUCUUCUUCUUCUUCUUCUUCUUCUUCAUUUUUCUUCUCUUUCCCUCCUUCUUUUCUUGUUUUCCUCUCCUCUCUCUCUUGUCUUUUUGGUUCUAUUUGCUUUAGAUACUAUUCUAUUCUAUUGUGGAAAAUUUAAUGAAAAUCUUUGGACAGCCAAGUUUACCACCCGGGAAAAUUAUGCACUUGGACCAAAUCUACAUACAGUAUUGUUGUGGGGGGGGUGUAUUGGGGGGGGGGGGUCCGCCAGGAUGAUGCCCUGAGCCUCUUCCAAUUGUUGGGAUCCUGCAUCCCAGUCUAAGAGAGGAGGUUGCUAUCCUGGUCAGGCAAGUUUCAUUGUAAGGCAAUGACUUUCGCUGGCCACUCAAGGGUCCUCAUCAGCAUCUCAAAAGAACAAGUUGAGUUGCAAGUCCUAUAUCUAAGUGCCGGUGCCCUGCCAAUAAGAUCAGCUGCAGUGUCAAUACUGUGAUCAUCUUAUGCUCAGGUUGUAUAUACAGUGGUCCCUUUGUUCUUGAACAUAAUCUGUUCCGGGAGGCCGUUCGACUUGUUCAUCCAGGGAUAGGCAGACUCCAGGCUUGCAGGAUCUGCUUGGGAUUUUACCAUAAUCCUGAGAUCCACCACUUGGAGUCAGGCACAUUUAGGUUUGAUGAGGCCCUAAGCUCCUGAAGGUCAUGGGGGCCCUUAUGUGUCCAGCUGUCCUUUGUCAACAACAAAUUGUCACUGUUUUUUUUAUGUUGAAUAUAUGCUAUAUGGUAAUUUAUGGACCCAAUACAGUGAUACCUCGGGUUAAGUACUUAAUUCAUUCCGGAGGUCCGUUCUUAACCUGAAACUGUUCUUAACCUGAAGCACCACUUUAGCUAAUGGGGCCUCUUGCUGCCGCUGCGCCAUCGGAACACAAUUUCUGUUCUUAUCCUGAAGCAAAGUUCUUAACCCGAGGUACUAUUUCUGGGUUAGCGGAGGCUGUAACCUGAAGCGUAUGUAACCCGAGGUACCACUGUAGAUAUCUAAAGCCAUUUGCCCAUGUUGCCAUGCAACCAGUCCAUGCAGAAUGUAGGCACCCUAUAUAUAGAAAGGAGCAAACCAGUGAUAUUUUAGGGAACAGGCUAGCAGGCAGGGCCCAUUACGUCCAUCAGAGGAGCCUACACAACACAAAACACUGUUGCUGUUUGUAGGUUUUAUUUUAUUUGUUUUAUAUCUUAUAUUUUGGAAAUGUACAUCCAGGUGGUUUUUCCCCCUUUAAUUUUUUUUGGGGGGCCCCAAGAGAGUGGGGCCCUAAGCUAUAGCUUGUUUAGCUUAUACAUAAAUCCAGCACUGGCAAAGCUAAAGGACCUGGUGUCUCUGAGCAACCGCUGAGCUGCACAGCCUGGGGUUUGCUUUAGGUGUUCAGCUGAGGUUUUGCUGAACUCACCAUCCUUUCACACCAACAUCUAUUUCUGGCUACCCAGAGGUCUCUUCGUUUUAGCAGUCUAAUGAGGACAGGGCAGUGGGGCUCCAUUGAACCACUGAAAUUCACAGGCUUAAAUGAGCCCUGCCCUUUAAUUUCAGUGGGCCUUCUCGGAGUAGAGCGUACCUUGACACAACUCGCAGGCUUGAACACACCAGUGCACAGUGCUAUAAUUCCCAGGCUAGGUCAAGUCUCAGUCCCUCUUUCCCAGGGAACUCUGGGUAGCUCUGUGAAGGGAACAGGGGUCUCCUAACGACUCUCAGCACCCUGAACAAACUAUUGUUCCCGGGAAAGGCUGAGGUGAGAGAGAGAGAGAGAGAGACAUAGAGAGAGGGAGGGAGGGAGGGAGGGAGGGAGACUGGCCCAAGGUCAUACACUGAACAUAAUGGCUGAGUGAGAGGAUUUGAACUCAGAUCUCCCUAGUCCUACUCGUCUUCUUCUUUUUAAAGAGUAUAUUUAUACCACAUUCUUCCAGUCACAGGUUACUCAAAGUGGCUUACCAAUCUGUCAGUUUCAUUUCCUCACACCAGGCACACAUUUUUCCUGUCGUAUAUAUUCGCACAUGCAACUUUGCCCAGUCGUUGCCUCGCUAGAGUUUCCAGCACCCUUCGCAAACUACAGAUCCCAGGAUUCUUUGCAGAGGGGUGUGCUUUAAAUGUGCCUCAAAAGUUUAAAUGUAUGUUGCAUAUUCAGCUCCAUACUGAUGUAGCGGUUAGACUACAACCGGGGAGAGCAGGGUUCAAAUCCUCACUCAGAAACAAAGCACCACUGGAUGUAAAGGUAAAGGGACCCCUGACCAUUAGGUCCAGUCGUGGCCGACUCUGAGGUUGCGGCGCUCAUCUCGCUUUACUGGCCGAGGGAGGUGGCGUACCGCUUCCGGGUCAGGUGGCCAGCAUGACUAAGCCGCUUCUGGUCAACCAGAGCAGCGCACGGAAAUGCCAUUUACCUUCCUGCCGGAGCGGUACCUAUUUAUCUCCUUGCACUUUGACGUGCUUUCAAACUGCUAGGUUGGCAGGAGCAGGGACCGAGCAACGGGAGCUCACCCCAUCACGGGGAUUCGAACCACCGACCUUCUGAUCGGCAAGUCCUAGGCUCUGUGGUUUAACCCACAGCACCACCCGCGUCCCUACCACUGGAUGAUUUGGGGGCAAAUCAUUCUCUCUCUCAGCCCUAUCCCACCUCGCAGGGUUGUUGUGACGAUGAAAUGGCCACCUUGAAGGAAAGUUGGGCUAUCGCUGCCAAGAAGGAUGUAAAUAAAUAGAGACUGAAAGAGACUUUGACAAGAGUCAGAGAGCAACAAUAGCACAGCGGCAGAGCUUUGUGUAUAAAAAGUCACAGGUUCAAUUCCUGGCGUCUUCAGGAUCAAGUAAGAAAAGGUUAUGGGAAACGGUUUUCUCUGCCUGAGGCCCUGGAUUGCUACUGCCAUUUGACAAUACAACCCUAGAUGGACAAACAGGGCUACUAGAGAUGGAGGAGAAACCUGAUUCCGUUCACUUUUUAAAGUGAAUUUCUUUAUUUUGUACUUUCCGGGCAAAAUGCACAAAUUGAAGCAUAGCCAUUCUUCAAAAUUCACGCUUUUCCAAAUUUCGCAGUGCAGUUCUCCUGCCAAGUCAUGAGUGCAAAACUGCACAUACGUUAGUGAUGUUAACAUACAGAAAUGCAUCAUAUUAGGGGAAAUGGAUGGGGAGGGGAAUAUUUAUAUAAGCUAUCAUCUUCAUUUCCCAGCUUGCAGUCAACAGACCUUUUAAAUGUUUUAUAACAAUUUUAAAACGACGACCAUGAAAUUCACAUCAAUGCAACUGAGAAACGCAACAUUUAUAUAGCAGGCAAUUCAUAAGCGGUUUAACACAGAUGGCCAUGUUUUCUAAAAAUUGCCACUUCCUCUGUCUGUCAAACCCACAUGCAAAAAUGUGCCGGUAAUUUUUCAUGAGGAUAUUGAACACCCACACCCACAAAUUACUGCAGAAAUUUAAAGAAAUGAAUUUGCAAUUGGAAAAAUUGAGGACAGUGGAGAACUGAAAUUGAUGGAUUGGUUCAUCCAUGCUUGCCACCAUAGGGGCCAGAUCACUGGGGCCCUGGAUGCCCAAGCACCCACAAAAUUCCCCAUGAAGGGGCUGGUCACCCACAAAUUUCAGUGCAUGGCACCCAUGGCCCCGGGCCCCCACGGUUGUGGGGCCAAGCUUGCACUCGCGCUUGCUAUGAUGGCUAGAUUCUGCAUCUGCCAACAGUGGCCUUUGAAUGCUUCACAUGAGUCCACAGUGAAAUGCAGCAGCAAAAAGAGCUAAUGCUAUUCUAGGCUGCAUCAACAGAAGUCCAAAUCAAGGGAAGUCAUAGGUAAAGGGACCCCUGACAAUUAGGUCCAGUCGUGGACGACUCUGGGGUUGCAGCGCUCAUCUCGCUUUAUUGGCCGUGGGAGCCGCCGUACAGCUUCCGGGUCAUGUGGCCAGCAGGACUAAGUCGCUUCUGGCGAACCAGAGCAGCGCACGGAAAGGCCGUUUACCUUCCCGCCGGAGCGGUACCUAUUUAUCUCCUUGCACUUUGACGUGCUUUCAAACUGCUAGGUUGGCAGGAGCAGGGACCAAGCAAUGGGAGCUCACCCCGUCGCGGGGAAUCGAACCGCCGACCUUCUGAUUGGCAAGUCCUAGGCUCUGUGAUUUAACCCACAGCACCACCCGCAUCAUAGUAGCACUCUAUUGUGCCUUGGUCAGACCACACCUGGAAUACUGUGUCCAUUUCUGGAUGCCACAGUUUAAGAAGGAUGUUGACAAGCUGGAAUGUGUGCAAAGGAGGGCGACCCAAGAUGAUCAGGGGUCCGGAAACUAAGCCUUAUGAUGAAUGGUUGAAGGAGCUGGGUAUGUUUAGCCUGGAAAAGAGGAGACUGAGAGGAGAUGGCCAUCUUCAAAUACCUGAAGGGCUGUCACAUGAAGGAUGGAGCAAGCUUCUUUUCUCCUACUCUGGAGGGUAGGACUCAAACCAAUAGCUUCAACCUUUCCAUGGAGGCGCAGGUUGCAGCCACAGCAAAGGUGGCAUUUUUCCAUCUCCGCCGUAUUAAGCAGUUGGUCCCUUACCUUUCUCACCCUGAUCUGGCCACAGUGAUCCAUGCGACAGUUACCUCCAGGCUUGAUUAUUGUGACUCGCUUUACGCGGGGCUGCCCUUGAAGCUGAUCCAGAAACUCCGGCGGGUGCCACAGUUUAAGAAGGAUGUUGACAAGUUGCAACGGGUGCAGAGGAGGGCGACCAAAAUGAUCAAGGGUCUGGAAACUAAGCCUGAUGAGGAACAGUUGAAGGAGCUGGGUAUGUUUAGCCUGGAAAAGAGGAGACAGAGAGGAGAUAUGAGAGCCAUCUUCAAUCAUCUCAAGGACGAUGGAGCAAGCUUAUUUUCUCCCUCUCUGAAGAGUACGACUCAAAUCAAUGGCUUCAAGUUACAAGAAAGAAGAUUCUGAUGAAACACCAGGAAGAACUUAUAGCUUUUGAGUAGUGAAACCAUCUCCCUCAGGAGGUUGUGGACUCUCCUUCCUUGGAGGGGUUUUUGAGGAGCGCUUGGGUGGCCAUCUGUCAUGGAUGUUUUAGCUGAGAUUCCUGGGUUGGACUAGAUGACCCUUGGGUCCCUUCCAGCUCUACAGCCCAAAUGUUCUCAUGGCCCUGAUGGCUCCUUCCUGCUUUGCAUCAGCUUGCCUGCAGCCCGCUCUGCUCUGCUGGUCACCCGGGGAAUUCUUUCGGUGCCCAGAGAGUCCCCCAGAGAAAUCUCAGUUCCUGUUUUCGCAGCAGAGAGCUGCUUUUCACAAUAACGUGGGGGGGUGAGUGGGGGAAAUCAGCCAGAAAAGCAAAAGGGGCAUCUGACGUUUCAAGGGUACGGGUUAAUCAUAUAUGUACACAUAAACUACUCAGGUUGUCCAGUUCGAAAGAAAGAGUCUAAGUGCUUUUUUUAAAAAAAAGAUAUUUAUUAAAGUUUCAAGAUAUUACAAAAAUAAGAGAAAAGAGAAAGAGAAAAAAAGAAAGAAAAGAAAAGAAAAAUACAAAGUAAAGACAGUUAAAAACAGAUCAGUCUUUCCAUAUCUUAUCUUUCAUUUACUUGUUUCUCUGACCUCCUCACACCUCCCUUUUUUGUAUUCCAGUUCAGUUAGUUAAUUCAGCAAAUCCUAUCCCUCUUUGAUUUUAUCUUAAUAUUUUAUCUUAAUAUAUUAUAACUUUAGAUUAUCACCUGUUAACAAUCCAUUUUUCCAUAUUCCUUUAUAACAUUGCUGCUAAAAACCACUUAACUUCAAUCCAACAUCAUUCUAGCAUUCAUUAAUUUUGCAGUAUUUCUGUAGAUAGUCUUUAAAUUUCUUCCAAUCUUCUUCCACCGACUCUUCUCCCUGGUCUUGGAUUCUGCCAGUCAUUUCUGCCAGUUCCAUAUAGUCCACCACCUUCAUCUGCCAUUCUUCCAGAGUGGGUAAAUCUUGUGUCUUCCAAUACUUUGCAAUAAGUAUUCUUGCUGCUGUUGUGGCAUACAUAAAAAAAGUUCUAUCCUUCUUUAACACCAAUUGGCCAACCAUGCCCAGGAGAAAGGCCUCUGGUUUCUUCAGAAAGGUAUAUUUAAAUACCUUUUUCAUUUCAUUAUAAAUCAUCUCCCAGAAAGCCUUAAUCCUUGGGCACGUCCACCAAAGGUGAAAUAAUGUACCUUCAGUUUCUUUACAUUUCCAACAUUUAUUAUCGGGCAAAUGAUAGAUUUUUGCAAGCUUGACUGGUGUCAUGUACCACCUGUAUAUCAUUUUCAUAAUAUUCUCUCUUAAGGCAUUACAUGCCGUAAACUUCAUACCUGUGGUCCAUAACUGUUCCCAGUCAGCCAUCAUUAUGUUAUGUCCAACAUCUUGUGCCCAUUUAAUCAUAGCAGAUUUCACCGUUUCAUCCUGAGUAUUCCAUUUCAACAGCAAGUUAUACAUCUUUGACAAAAUCUUGGUUUUGGGUUCUAACAGUUCUGUUUCCAAUUUUGAUUUUUCCACCUGGAAGCCAAUUUUCUUGUCCAAAUUAUAUGCCUCCAUUAUCUGAUAAUAAUGAAGCCAAUCUCGCAUUUUAUUUUUUAGUUUUUCAAAACUCUGCAAUUUCAAUUUGUCUCCCUCUUGUUCCAAAAUUUCCCAAUAUUUCGGCCAAUUGGCCUCCAUAUUGAGCUUUUUCUGAGCCUUCGCUUCCAUCGGUGACAACCACCUUGGGGUUUUAUUUUCAAGUAGGUCCUUAUAUCCUAUCCAGACAUUAAACAAUGCUUUCCUGACAAUAUGAUUUUUAAAUGCUUUAUGUACUUUGACCUUAUCAUACCACAAAUAUGCAUGCCAUCCAAAUACAUUAUUAAAGCCUUCUAAAUCCAAAAUGUCUGUGUUUUCAAGAAGCAGCCAUUCUUUCAGCCAGCAAAAAGCUGCUGAUUCAUAAUAAAGUUUAAGGUCUGGCAGGGCAAAUCCGCCUCUUUCUUUAGCAUCGGUUAAUAUCUUAAAUUUUAUUCUAGGCUUCUUGCCCUGCCAGACAAAUCUAGAAAUAUCUCUCUGCCACUUCUUGAAACAAUCCAUUUUAUCCAAAAUUUGCAAUGUUUGAAACAGAAACAACAUUCUAGGCAAUACAUUCAUUUUUAUCGCAGCAAUACGGCCUAGCAGUGAAAGCUUCAAAUUUGACCAAAUUUCUAAAUCUUUUUUCACUUCAGUCCAGCAUUUUUCAUAAUUGUCUUUAAAUAGAUUCCCAUUUUUAGCUGUCAUGUUAAUCCCCAGGUAUUUCACUUUCUUAACCACUGUUAAACCUGUCUCGUUCUGAAACCUCUCUCUCUCAAUCGCUGUUAAAUUUUUCUCUAAAACCUUUGUUUUUAACUUAUUCUGUUUAAAUCCUGCAACCUGACCAAAUUCUUGAAUCAGUUCUAAAACUCUUUUAGUACUAGAUUCUGGCUCCUGUAACGUCAAUACUAAGUCAUCUGCAAAUGCUCUCAAUUUGUACUGUUUAGCUCCGACUUGUAUACCUUUAACCAAUUGAUCCCUUCUAAUCAUGUUCAGCAGGACCUCCAGGACCGAUAUAAAAAGCAAUGGGGAGAUUGGGCAACCUUGUCGUGUCCCUUUUUUUAUCUUAAAUUCCUCCGUCACCACGUUAUUAACAAUUAAUUUAGCCUUUUGUUCUGAAUAAAUUGCACUUAUACCAUUUCCAAAACCUUGACCUACCCCCAUCCCCUGUAGGUUCUAAAAAGAGUCAAAGUGCUAUCCUACAAAGGGGCAGUGUGGUGUAGUGGUUAGGGUGGUAGAACAGGGUUGAAAUCCCCACUCGGCUAGGUUGCAUGCUGGGUGACUUAGACCGUGAGGGGAGAGAGACUUUGUGCAGGCCAUCAAGGAUAGCUCAGUCAGUAUAUAUGAUGCAAACUACUAAUAAUUAUAAAUAGCUUGAUUAAUAUGAAAUUAAGUGUUAUAACCUGUACAAUGCAAUUGUAGUUAAUACAAUGCAUUUUUUAAAUAUAAUAUCAAUAUCGCCAUAGUAGUGCACACUGUUUAUUGAGACAGCAGACCUUUGUACCCUGUUACACUUAGUGAGUGUAAAAGAUGGUAUUUCUUUCUUUCGGUAUAAUUUUUUGGGGGGCCCCAAGAGAGUGGGACCCUUAGCUAUAGCUUGUUUAGCUUAUAUGUUAAUCCGGCACUGCCUUCAAGCUAACAGCUGCUCCUUUUUCUCUCUUUUGGAUUCCACAGAUCCUGAACAUGGAAGAUGACCUGAACUGGUACAAAGCAGAACUCUUCGGCACCGAAGGAUUCAUCCCCAAAAACUACAUCAAAAUGAAACCUCACCCGUAAGCAGCACCUGUUUGUUCCUUUCCUUGCUUUAUUUCAAAGCGUUUAUGGAUCGCUUAGUCUUUAAAAAGUACGGUAACCUUGCCAGGAAAACAAACCGAGGUGUCUUUCCUCCUGGGAAGCCCUGAUCUCAGCACACCUUAACCGAGACCAACCCUGUCCCAGUGGCCCAAAGGCUGCUGCGCAUUUAACAACAGCCAGACACACCAAUACUAUCCAACUGGUGAAGAUUAAGAAGAUUUAAGGUGGGGGUGGGGAAGUUAUGGACCCUCCAGACAUUGCUGGACUCCCAGUUCCUAUAGGCCCCAUCCUGCAUGGCCGAUACUCAGGGAUGAUGGGAGUUGUAGCCCAGCAACAAAAUCUGGCGGGCCACAGGGUUUUGCCCUGAACAUCGCCCCAUCGCAUUUGACAAUUGCAUUUUGCACCUGCCGCAAGUGUUCUUCUUUCAAGAAUCCACAAUCAAUCAGCACUUGGAAGGGGGAAAGAGGGCAGGGCAAUGAAUGAACAAGAUGCAAAACACAUUAGCUUGUGGGUGGACGUUGUAUUUCUCUGGAACAAACAAGUAAGCAAAUGCAUUCACGCUGGAUAAAUCCCCCCCCCAUCCCAUCCUACACUAGUUUCCAAGGAAAGCUUGCUUAAAGAUUGCCUAGCGCAGAUACAGCCUUGGCAUUUAUUUUAUGGUUCAGUGGUACCUCGGGUUACAUACGCUUCAGGUUACAGACUCCACUAACCCAGAAAUAGUACCUCGGGUUAAGAACUUUGCUUCAGGAUGAGAACAGAAAUCGUGCAGCGGCAGCAGGAGCCCCCUUUAGCUAAAGUGGUGCUUCAGGUUAAGAACAGUUUCAGGUUAAGAACGGACCUCCAGAACGAAUUAAGUUCUUAACCCGAUGUACCACUGUACUUGAUUUUAUUUCGAAACAAACAAAAAGUUGGUACAUUUCACUUCUGUGCCACGGCUCGUGGAUUUCAGAAGAUCAGACUCUUGGUUAAAAGCCCAGGAGCAGACCAGAACUGAGCAUGUUGCUUCGCUGCAAUUAUUAUUAUUUUUUAAAAGAUAUUUAUUAAGAUUUUCAAAAUGUUACAGAACAAAAACAAAAGAAGAAAAAAGUACAAAAAUAAAAAUGGCUAAAAACAACUCAAUCUUUCCAUUACUUAUUUUUCAUUAGCUUAUUUCCCGGACCUCCUCACGCCUCCCUUUUUUGUGUUCCAGUUCAGUUUGUUGGUUCAGCAAAUCCUUACCCUCUUUGUUUAUCCUAAUCUUUAAUCUUAAAAUAUUGUGACGUUAAAUUUUUACCUAUUAAUAAUCCAUUUUUCAUAUUCCCUUAUAGUAUUACAGCUGAAAACCACUUAAUUUCUAUCCAGCAUCAUUCUAACAUUCAUUAAUUUUACAAUAUUUCUGUAGAUAGUCCUUAAAUUUCUUCCAAUCUUCUUCCACUGCAAUUAUUGCUUCGCUGCAAUUAUUGUGGUGGUGGUUGUUUCCCAGUCAGUUGGCAAUCCUAACGGCCAGUUCAGGGACUCAUAAUAAUGACAACCACCUACAGCCACAACAAGAAGGACAACUCCUAGCCAUGCCCUCCUUAAGAGAGUCCAAAAAUACAGGUAAUUGCUUGGGUCUGUUAUUUAUUUUAUCUUCUCCCAUUUCUAUCCCACCCUUCCUCUCAAAGGGUGAUGGCUAGUGUUCUUCCCAAUCUCCUCUGUAAAGAAAACCAGAUCUAGGGUGCAACCCGCAGUAUGUGUUGGGUCCUCAGUGUAUUGCAACAGCCCCAUGGUUGUCCUGCUGGCCAGAUUUUUCUAUGACUCCAUGAGGUCCUGAGCCGGGCCAGACAAGGCAGCAUCGACAUGGAUUUUGAGGUCCCCCAGAACUAAGUGUCCUGGGAUUCCCUGACACCACACCAGAGACCGCUUCCACCAGCUCAGUCAGGGAGGUGGUUGGAGGCCAGGCUUGGAGGUACACUCACGCGAUUGCUGUUCCAUCUCUGCCCCCCAACACCAAGGCCAAACCCUUGCGUCUCACUCCCAGGUGAACUAGGCUAUGAUUCCCAGGUCACUGGGUAAAGACCAUGCAGUCUUACUGCAAUCCUAAGCAUUUUACACAGAAGCCAGUCCCACAGCACCGGCUGUGGCUGUAGAGACCAAUACUGGAGAGACAUGUUUUGUUGCAUCUGGGGCAGGUGAAGGCAUCCGGUUCUGCUACUGCAGAUGUACCGGGGCGUUUCUUCUCCCUGUGGUCCUCCCAGCGGUCAUUCCUCCUCUGAUCACUGCUGUGGAUGCACGACCUGUCUGUCUCCAGUCCUCUGCUAGAGAUUUCCACACGGCGGGUUGAUGUUGCCAACAGGGCCGUCUUACCCAUAGAGGCUAGUGGCGCAGGGCGCCAAGUUCUAGAGGGCGCCAGAGAAGAGGCGGAGUGUGCUGGUCCCGGGGGGGGUUACCGUGCAACAUGGUCUGAGUCUGGUCCUAGGUCGAGGGUAUGGAGGUUGUCUGUCAAGGACGAAACGGGGUCCAAGGCAAGGAGCCGGGCGUGGUCAGGAACUCUGGAAGAGCAGGACAGGGUGCUGGCAGGAACAGGUUACCAACGAUGUUGCUCCUGCAACCUGGGACUGGGCUGACUGGCCUUUACCUCCUCUGAGGCAUAGGGCAGCCUCAGUCCACAGGUGACUCGCCUCUCCUGGCCUGGAGGCGAGCACUCCUCCUGCAAGAACUUAGUUCCCUCUGCCUCUCUGCCCUGAGCCUCUGCAGCUCAGGAGAGGCUGGAGGGUUACUGGACCCAGAGGCAACCUCACCUUCCCCUGACAGGGCUAGGAGAGGAGCACCUGCAGGCAAUGGGUCCUUGAUCACCUCCGGAGCCAGAGUGGAUUCAGCUGGUGUCUGCUCCUGAGGAUCUGGCACAGGUGAGGGCCCUUCAGGUUCAAGCCCUUGCCCCGGCUCAGCCGGCCCUGGAGGUGGGGACUCCUGUGCAGGCUGGGAUUCCUCAGGUUCAGCCUCUGAAUCAGAUUCCCAGGCCAUCACACGGAGGCUAUACGCGGCACCUCGUGGCAUCAGCUCGCCGCCCUCACCUGCCUCUGCCAUGCCAUGAAGCAGUGCCGCACCCAGAGCCUCCAUCUGCCAUGGCCACCGUGGCACGGAGCAGCCAGCUGAGCUGGAAGGCACUGCGUCCAGCCUCCCCCUCUUCCCCUCUGGAGGAGCCACCCUCCAGCCGCUGCCCGCCUCCUCCAGCCCUGACGGCAGCGCCAUCCUCCCUAAAAUAACUCUAGGAAAAGGAGGGGGCGUGCCGGAGGGAGCUUUGCACCAUGGCGCCGGAUAUGCUUAAGACAGCCCUGGUUGCCAACCUGUCACAUUUCCAGACGUCUUUGUAACGCAGAGUCGGUCUGCCAGCGGGCCCGGUGCCUGAAGCCAACUUCCUUGGAGAUCCCGUUCUUCACAUUAUUCCAAAGACAGCUUGGCUUGCAAUUUUCCGCUCUGUCUCCUUCGUGUCCCCCAACCCUUUCUGUUCCUGGUGAUUAUGGAUUCACUUGCCCAAAAUAGGAGAGCUUGUUCAUGGCCUUGACACUGCGGCAGGUGAUCUCAGAGCAGGAAAAUAAUGGUCUCAGCUCUUUGGCCCUCUACUCUAUGCGGCCUAGGACCCACAUACCUACGGGACCUCCUCUCCUGGUAUGCCCUGCGGAGGACCUUAAGGUCCACAAAUGACAACACUUUGGAAGUCCCAAGUCACAAGGUGGUUAGAUUGGUCUCAACUAGGACCAGGGCCUUUUCAGUACUGGCCCCGACUUGGUGGAACGCUCUGUCACAAGAGACCAGGGCCCUGUGGGACUUGACAUCUUUCUGCAGGGCCUGCAAGACAGAGCUGUUCCGUCUGGCCUUUGGUUUGGACUCAGUCUGACCCUUAUGUUUCCCUCCCCUUAUGGUCUUGAUUUAUCAGAUACUUUUAAAAUGAGGCUGCAUUUUAAAUUGCAUUUUAACCUGUAUUUUAAAUUGGUUUUCUUCUUCUUCUUUUCUUUUCCCCCUAUUAUGUUUUUACUGUGAUUUUAUUGGUGUUAGCUGCCCUGAGCCCAGCUCUGGCCGGGUAUAAAUAAAAAUUAUUAUUAUUAUUAUUAUUAUUAUUAUUAUUAUUAUUAUUAUUAUUACUCUUGCCUGCCUAUCACCGAUCACCUCUUUUCUUGGCUCUCUCACCCAGGUGGUAUUCCGGAAAGCUGUCCAGGCAAGCAGCUGAGGACGUUCUCUUGAAACGUAAUUUCCAGGGAGCUUUCCUUAUCCGGGAAAGUGAGAGCAGCCCAGGGGAUUUCUCCAUCUCAGUGAAGUAA
Podarcis lilfordi (Lilford's wall lizard) is the source of this 13270-nucleotide messenger RNA. NCBI's taxonomy places the organism in Eukaryota, Metazoa, Chordata, Lepidosauria, Squamata, Lacertidae. The record is from the annotation of a GenBank genome assembly.